This is a messenger RNA of Boeremia exigua, 1167 nucleotides long. RefSeq lists its product as uncharacterized. The coding region runs from base 1 to 1167 and encodes 388 amino acids. The transcript is spliced from 2 exons. NCBI's taxonomy places the organism in Eukaryota, Fungi, Ascomycota, Dothideomycetes, Pleosporales, Didymellaceae. The record is from RefSeq and is a predicted model, not a curated record.
AUGCCAGGCCAAUGGACGCGACGCCUGGGACCAUGUUGGAGCCAAGCUAGGGGCAUCUCGACUGCUCAGCGCCCGAGCAAUUCCAAGCACGUCAAGCCUUUGAGAGGCAGCGAACUCGGCUCUACAGAGCAAGAUGGCUACCGCACGGUGCGCAAGAGAAUAGACGGGAAAAGAGAUCUUCCCCUGCCUCCACUGCUCGACCCAGUAGUGCUCGCGCAGCGGUCGCGCCAUGAGCAGAAGAAGGACAAGCCCAGGUUCGCAGACUUCACGCCGUUCCAGCGCAAGCUGUGGGAGACCCCGUUUGCCCACGCACUCGCGUCGCCUGUCCGCGAAUGCCGCGCAAACCAAAGCUUUCUGCCCUCGGACCUGCUCACGACGCUGCACGUGCGCCCGCACCCCGCGACUGGCGACCCGUGGCUGCUCCCUGUCUCCCUGACUACCGACGCGAACCACCUCGGCCACCCAUUGCGCUUCGUGAGUCGGCAGGUCAUUGCGCAAGAGAUGGGCAAGAAGAAGGGGUGGAUGGGCUUGCUCCACCCGCGCGCAAUGCAAGCAAUGCAGCAGGGCAAGCUGAGCAAGCUGGUGUGGCGUGAGGACAUGGCGCAGCUGAUACUGGAUCUGAUGCGUAAACGAGUUGUGGAUCGCUUGAGCUGGAACUUUUCGUUUCGGGGCCGCUUGUGUCCUGUUGCGAGUCCGCGGACCGAGGACAUUGAUGCUGUGGACGACGUGAGCACCGUCCUGGUCUUUGGCACGUUGCGCACGCGCGCAGACGAAUGUCAGGACCGCUGUGAAGCGAUCACCGUCGAGCUGGAGGCGCUGGCCACGCACUUCGCCGUGAAGUUUAGCAAAUUCCUCGACCCCCACGCCUCGCCGGGCGUGACGCACAAGUCGCCGUAUUGGUAUACGCUGCCGCUUGUGCCGCACAUGCAGCCGCGGCUACAGAUACCCGAGUUGGAGUUCAAGACAACCAUAUGGCGCGGCAGGAAAGUCGCCGUGUACAGCCUGACGGACAUGCUGGGCGCGGAGAAGGCCAAAGAGCUGAUCUCGGGGCCAAACAGCAAAUACGCAGACCACAGAUGCGUCGUAAUAAAGCGGGCGCGCCACAACGUGCCCGUCGAGAUACUUCUCAUGCAGCUACAGUCCUAUAUAGCAAAACCAGGCCCCUAA